This is a messenger RNA of Poecilia reticulata (guppy), 1340 nucleotides long. RefSeq names its product guanylate cyclase activator 1C (gene guca1c). Gene Ontology annotation, molecular function: calcium sensitive guanylate cyclase activator activity; calcium ion binding. NCBI's taxonomy places the organism in Eukaryota, Metazoa, Chordata, Actinopteri, Cyprinodontiformes, Poeciliidae. The record is from RefSeq and is a predicted model, not a curated record.
UGUUUUUAACCUAAUGUCCUGAGGUUCUUGGAAGCCUCAGCGCUUAUCCAAUUAAAGCGUUAUCUCUCCUUUGGGCUUAAAGAUUAAGCGUAAACUCUCUGCGGUGGGUUUCAGACAGAAAUCACAGGUGCCAUCUUCUCUGCGCAUUGAUUUCACUGCCACUUCUCUGUGGGAUCUGUGACCAAAACCAAGAUCACAAUCCUAAAAAGAAGUGAUGGGCUCCUACAGCUCAAACUUGGAUGACAUCUUGGAGGAGGACAUGCAUCACUGGUACACAAAAUUCAUGAGGGAAUCUCCAUCAGGACUAAUCACUCUGUUUGAGCUGAAGACGAUGCUUGACAUGAACGGCAUGACAGAAGAGGCCAACAGUUAUGUGGACCAGGUGUUCUAUACCUUUGAUAUGGACGGGGAUGGCUAUUUAGACUUUGUGGAAUACAUCGCAGCUAUAAGUUUAUUGCUGAAGGGAGAAGUAAAUCAGAAAUUAAAGUGGUACUUCAAGCUUUUUGAUCAAGAUGGAAAUGGGAAAAUUGACAAGGAUGAGCUGGAAACUAUAUUUAAGGCUAUUCAAGAUAUCACCAGAAGUUACGAGAUACCUCCAGAGACAAUUGUGACUCUUAUAUACGAGAAAAUUGACGUCAAAGGAGAAGGUGAGCUGACGCUGGAAGAGUUCAUCAGCGGAGCGAGGGAGCAUCCUGACAUCAUGGACAUGCUCACAAGAAUGAUGGAUCUCACACAAGUCUUGAAAAUCAUAGUCAAAGGUCAAAGGAGGAACGCCGUGAAUUGAGAUGUGAUUCCACAAAGUGGAUUUUUGCUGAGUUAUACAUUGUAAAUAAUAAAAAAAAAAAACAAGACUGUCGUUGAAGGAUUUGGACUUAAUCUCUGUCAGCAACAAACUAAGUGGCUGACGUGUCACUUUUAACUCGGACUGUGCUUGCAGAGCUUUAUUUACGGUUUUGAUUUAGGAUUAAAACAUUUUUUGCAAAAUAUUUUGCUAACUGACUGUUGGGGAAACUUCGAGUCGUGGUUCCAGGUCAGUUCGAAGCAAACAUCUUGAGAUCAAACUGAAUUCUGACUGGUUGUGCUGAAUUCAUUGCAUUUUUCUGUUGGUUGUUGAAGUUAAAAAAUACAAACGGUACCUAGAGGUGCAGCAAGCAUAAAAGUUUUCUGUAUGUACAUGUUUAUAUCAUGGAUGUUACAAUAUGUUGCCACUAUUAAUAUGAAAGUGAUGCCUUUAUGAAUAGAACAGUGUUUGUUUUAAAAUUUGUUUCACUUUUUGAAAGACUUUUGUCAAAAUCCUUGUCUAAGAUGAAAUCCACACGUGGAAGACAUUUAUUUAAACC